Molecule: messenger RNA, 4319 nt
Organism: Nelumbo nucifera (sacred lotus)
Lineage: Eukaryota; Viridiplantae; Streptophyta; Magnoliopsida; Proteales; Nelumbonaceae
Product: binding protein
Biological process (GO): meiotic chromosome condensation; mitotic cell cycle; mitotic chromosome condensation
Cellular component (GO): condensin complex; condensed chromosome, centromeric region; nucleus
Molecular function (GO): histone binding
Source: RefSeq, a predicted model, not a curated record
UUCCCGCUCAUCUGGGUUUCAUCCUUAUUUGAAUGAAAAGAAAGAGCUGAAGGUGCCGCUCCCUUGCACACUCCUCUACCUCUACCCUUUCCUCUCUCUUCAUGGCUCCUUCCUUCAUUUUCCCGCCAAAUCUCCGUGACCUCGAAACAGAGCACGAUGAGGACCGCCUUUCGGUUCAAGCCCCCGUCGACAUUGGCUCCUUCCGUCCUUCCGAACUCGAAGAGUUCGUUAAAGGGGUCUCAUUCGAUCUAUCCGACAAGGAGCUGUUCUGCGUGGAAGAGCAAGAGGUGUUCGAUCGGGUGUAUUCCGUCGUAAGAGAAUUCUCUCUUCUCACCCCAGCAUGUAAGUUCAAUCUUGUCGAGAGCCUUCGGUCUAAUCUCAGUGUUCUGCUCCCCAAUGUUGAUUCCCUCUCACGAGCCCCCCAAGAUGAGGCACCCAUCCUUGAUCGCAUUGCCUCACAUCGUAACGCUUUUAAAAUCUACUCGUUCUUCCUACUCAGUAUCGUCCAAAUCGAGGAGUCCAAUCAAAAUGCGAGCAAUAAUUCAAAGGCUAUCAAUAAUCGGAAGAAACAUUCUACGAACUCGUGGAAUUGGGAAUCACAGAGAGGUCGGGUUCUUAAUUUAGUUGCUAAUUCACUAGAGAUCAACCUCUCCUUGCUUUUUGGAUCGACCGACCCAGAUGAGAAUUACUUGUCUUUCAUCGUGAAAAAUGCAUUCUCCCUGUCUGAGAAUGCAGCCUUGCUGAAGGACUUGGACACGAAAGAGGCGCUAAGUCGUAUAAUUGGUACCUGUGCAACCAAAUAUCAUUAUACAGCACAGUCAUGUGCUUCAAUCCUUCACUUGAUCCACAAAUAUGAUUUCGUUGUAAGCCACAUGGCUGAUACUGUUGCGGGGGCGGAGAAAAAGUAUGCAGAUGGUAGCUUGGCAAUCUCCCUCAUCAGAGAGGUUGGACGGACAAACCCAAAAGACUAUGUCAGGGAUACUGUUGGGGCUGAGAACAUUGGGCGGUUCCUCGUGGAGCUUGCUGACCGGCUUCCAAAGUUGAUGUCAAUGAAUAUAGGAAUCUUGGUUCCACAUUUUGGUGGGGAAUCUUACAAGAUAAGGAAUUCUCUGGUUGGGGUAUUUGGGAAAUUGGUCUCAAAAGCAUUUAAAGAUAUUGAAGGAGAUAUGAGCUCCAAGUCCCUCCGCCUGCGUACCAAACAAGCCAUGUUAGAUAUCCUGCUUGAACGAUGCCGAGAUGUUUCGGCCUAUACCAGGAGUCGUGUACUUCAGGUGUGGGCUGAGCUAUGUGAAGAGCAUGCUGUUUCAAUUGGUUUGUGGAAUGAGGUUGCAAUGAUUGCUGCUGGACGAUUGGAGGAUAAGAGUGCAAUUGUAAGGAAAUCAGCACUUAAUUUACUGAUCAUGAUGUUGCAGCACAAUCCAUUUGGACCCCAACUCCGUAUUACCUCUUUUGAAGCAACUUUAGAAAAGUACAAAGAGAAGUUACGAGAACUUGAGCCAGCUGCCACUGCAGAGACUACGAUGGAUGAUAUACCAUCUGAUGGUGGUACCUGUGAAGCAAAUGGUGAGAUUGAGCAUGAAACCACUGAGGCAGAGGUUCCCAAACAGCAAGAUAGUAUCACAGAUAGCUUGCCUCCUGUUAAAGAUGAUAUGGUGCAAGCGGAUAGUUCAAUACCAGAUGUUGGGAAUCUGGAGCAAACCAGGGCCUUGGUUGCAUCGCUUGAGUCAGGUCUGAGGUUCUCAAAAUGUAUAUCAGCUACCAUGCCAACUCUUGUUCAACUUAUGGCAUCAUCUUCUGCAACAGAUGUUGAAAACGCGAUUCUCUUGUUAAUGAGGUGCAGACAAUUCCAAAUCGAUGGCUCAGAAGCCUGUCUUCGUAAGAUGUUACCUCUGGUAUUUUCUCAAGACAAAUCCAUUUAUGAAGCUGUAGAGAAUGCAUUCAUUACAAUAUAUAUACGAAAAAGUCCCAUGGAAACUGCUAAAAAUCUGUUAAGUCUUGCCAUCGAUUCCAAUAUUGGAGAUCUUGCAGCUUUGGAGCUUAUAAUUGCGUCCUUGGUGUCCAAAGGUGAUAUUUCCACUAGCAUGAUAUCAGCCUUGUGGGAUUUCUUUAGCUUUAAUGUUAGUGGUGUCACAGCAGAGCAAAGUCGUGGAGCUUUGUCAGUUCUCUGCAUGGCAGCAAAAUCAUCUAGUGCAAUUCUUAGUUCCCACUUGCAGGAUAUAAUCGACAUUGGGUUUGGCCGUUGGGCAAAGCAGGAACCUCUUCUUGCAAGAACAGCAUGUAUUGCUCUUCAAAGAUUGUCUGAAGAAGACAAACAUAAGUUGAUUUCAGGUGCUGGAAACCGGGUCUUUGGUUUACUACAAAGUUUAAUAACUGGUUUUUGGCUACCGGAAAACAUAUGGUAUGCAGCUGCAGAUAAAGCCAUAAGUGUCAUUUACGCCAUUCACCCAACACCUGAAACCUUAGCUGCUGAUAUGGUGAAAAUAUCUCUAAGUUCUGUAUUUGAUGGUAGUGAAGGAGUUGAAAUGCCAAUUGGUAUUAAAAGUGGUACCUCUGUCAACCUUACCACAGUGCAAGUUGCUAAGCUUAGUAGAUUUUUGUUUGUUGUAAGUCAUGUGGCACUUAAUCAAUUGGUCUACAUUGAAUCCUGUGUUCGAAAGAUUCAGAAACAGAAAUCAAAGAAAGAAAAAUCAGAUGCUGAGUCUCAAAAUUCUCAGGAUAGCUGCGAAAAACUCGCAGAUGCACCUAUAAAGGACAGUGGUAUAAAUGCUGAAUUGGGUCUUGCUGCCUCGGAAGAUACAAUACUUGAUGCUCUCUCUGAGAAAGCAGAAAAAGAAAUAGUCUCAGGGAGUUCCACUGAAAAGAGCUUAAUUGGUGAAUGUGCACCCUUCCUGUCUAAGCUCUGUAGAAAUUUUAGUUUGAUGCAGAAGUAUCCGGAGCUGCAGGCUGCUGGGAUGCUUUCACUUUGCCGGUUCAUGAUUAUAGAUUCAGAUUUCUGUGAAGCAAAUCUUCAACUUCUAUUCACGGUUGUGGAAAGUGCACCAUCUGAAACUGUUCGUUCCAACUGCACCAUAGCCCUGGGAGACUUGGCUGUUCGUUUUCCUAAUCUCUUAGAACCUUGGACUGAGAACAUGUAUGCUCGCUUAAGGGAUCCUUCUAUUCCUGUUCGAAAAAAUGCUGUUCUAGUGCUUUCGCAUCUUAUAUUGAAUGACAUGAUGAAGGUGAAGGGUUAUAUAAAUGAAAUGGCCAUGCGGUUAGAAGAUGAAGAUGAGAGGAUUUCAAGUCUAGCCAAACUCUUCUUUCAUGAGUUGUCAAAGAAGGGAAGUAAUCCAAUUUAUAAUCUGCUUCCUGACAUUUUGGGGAGGUUAUCCAACCAAAACUUGAAGAAAGAGGACUUUUGCAACAUAAUGCAGUUCUUAAUAGGUUCCAUCAAGAAGGAUAAACAAAUGGAAUCUCUUGUUGAGAAGCUUUGCAACAGAUUUAGUGGAGUCACAGAUGUCAAACAGUGGGAAGAUAUUUCUUAUUGCCUUUCGCAAUUGACAUUCACUGAAAAAGGAGUGAAAAAGUUAAUGGAGUCAUUCAAAACCUAUGAACAUAUUCUAUCUGAAGAUUCUGUGAUGGAGCACUUCAAAAAUAUUAUUGCCAAGGGUAAGAAAUUUGCCAAGCCAGAGCUGAAAUCCUGCAUUGAGGAGUUCGAGGACAAGCUAAAUAAAUUCCACCUGGAAAAGAAGGAGCAAGAGAUAAUUGCUAGAAAUGCCCAAGUUCACCAGCAGAGAGUGGGUAACUUGGAAGGUUUAAUGGCGACCAAUGGUGCUACAGAAGCUGCUGAUGAUGAUGGAGGACCUAGUGAGAUAAUAGACCCUCUUAUUGAGGAGGGAUCAACUCAAACUUCCAAUGAAGCAGCAACAAAAUCCAUGGAAUUGGAAGGAAACUCGGGUGUCUCUAGUGAAGUUAUAGAAUCGGAACCAGGUGGUGGGGAGGUUCAAUCACCAAAGUUUUCUCGAAAAAGAGGUAUCUCAAAGGCCAAAAAAAGUGCUGGGAUUCUUGUGAAAGAUGAAAAGGAUGACGCUCUGACCAGAAGAAAAUCUGGUCACGUCAAAGGUAGAAGAGGAAGGAGUUAGAUCAGGCAGCUCACUUCUUUAGUGAUGCCAACUGGGGAAGUCGCUUGCUUCCCAGUAUAGUUCAAUACUUUUGUUGUAAUUUCUUUUGUUGUAAGUUUUUGCCUCACCAUAUUGAAAUGAAUAGUAUGGCUUGCAAAAUGAAAAUGCAAAUGAACUUCUACUUAAUCAAUGAUUGAAUGCAGCCCAUGGUAUUAUGUUUUA